AUGUACAAUUCAAGAUCCUAAGUCUCAUAUCCCCAAGCAUCACCAUCAAGUGGAAGAAUUCAAAAGAUCUCAGAGAAAUUAUCCACAAUCUAAAUUGGAGUAGAAAAUGAGAGAUUCUAAAAACUUGAAUAAGCUGAAUAAAGAAUUUAAUAGGCUGAAGAUGCUUUCAAUGAAUUCUAAGAAUAGAUAUUUACUAAAUUGAAUGGAUUGAGAGACUAAUUAGGCAAAUUACAAAAACAAGUAGAAGAAGAUAAAUUGGCUAAGGAAUAAGCUAAUGAAACUAAAAACAGAGAAGUUCAAGCAUUAGAAAAGAAAUUUGAAAAUGCUAUUCAAAAUGAAACAUAAACAAGAAAAGAAGGAGAAACUAAAGUAUUGAGAUUACUGGAAGAUAAAACAGCAUUAUUGAGAACUGAAGUUCAAAAGGAAACUGCAGCAAGAGUAGAUGCUAUUGAAGGAAUACAUUAAGGAUUAUAAAAUGAUUUACCCAAAAUCUAGGAGGCCAUCAGAAAUGAAGCCAAUGAAAGAGAUGAGUCUGAUCAGAAUGUUAUGAAAUCCAUUACUGACGAACUUGUUAAAUUGAGUAAUCUUAUCAAUGUUGAAAAGAGAAAUAGAGAUGAAAGUGAAUAAUCCAUAUUUGAGAUGCUUAAAGAUAUCGUCAAUAGAGUCAAAGUAGAAUUGGAUCAAGAAAAGAAAACAAGAGAAUAAUCCGAAGAGCAUUUACUAAGUUUGUUAGAAGAUACUUGUAAUAAACUCAGUAUUGCAGCAAAUCUAUGAUAUUGAAAUAAAUACAAAAUAUAAAGAAUAUAAUUAUAAAAAAUAA
Paramecium tetraurelia is the source of this 820-nucleotide messenger RNA. RefSeq lists its product as uncharacterized. The transcript is spliced from 5 exons. Lineage: Eukaryota; Ciliophora; Oligohymenophorea; Peniculida; Parameciidae. Gene Ontology annotation, molecular function: structural constituent of cytoskeleton. The record is from RefSeq and is a predicted model, not a curated record.